Drosophila biarmipes is the source of this 1826-nucleotide messenger RNA. RefSeq names its product vanin-like protein 1 (gene vanin-like). The transcript has 4 exons. The coding region runs from base 18 to 1691 and encodes 557 amino acids. NCBI's taxonomy places the organism in Eukaryota, Metazoa, Arthropoda, Insecta, Diptera, Drosophilidae. Gene Ontology annotation, molecular function: hydrolase activity, acting on carbon-nitrogen (but not peptide) bonds, in linear amides. The record is from RefSeq and is a predicted model, not a curated record.
CUCAGACUCUUUCGGCAAUGGCGAAGAACUGGUGGCGGCUUCUCCCGGCGUUCCUAAUCCUAGGGCUAAUGCCUGGCAUGAGUCACCAGGCUGCCCUGGCCGAUUCGGAUUACUACACGGCCGGAGUGGUGGAGUUCCGCCAGUCGAUCCUCAGCCUGUCGGCCUGGUCGGAUGCCCUCGAGGGCUAUGUGGAGAUAAUAAACUCCGAGAACGCCAGUGCCACGGACAUCAUUGUGUUCCCCGAGAGCACCCUGAACUCCGCGGGCUCCACCACCUUUGUGCCCAAUCCCGAGGAUCAGAUAAAUCCCUGCCUGAGCGAUCCCAGCUUCACCGUUUACGAGGAGUUCCUGGUGACCCUGUCCUGUGCGGCCCGCAAUGCCAGCAAAUACGUCGUGAUCAAUCUCACGGAGAAGCAGAAGUGCGAGGAUGUUCCCGAGGAUACGAGGCCCUGUGCGUCGAACGGUCUCAAUGUGUACAACAGCAACGUGGUCUUCGAUCGCCGGGGAGUGGUGGUGUCCAGAUACCGGAAGGUGCACCUGUACGGGGAGGCCAAGAACAACACCUUACUGCCGGAGCUGAGCACCUUCGAGACGGACUUCGGGGUGACCUUCGGGCAUUUCAUCUGCUUCGACAUCCUGUUCUACACGCCGGCGCACCAGCUCGUCGUGGAGCAGGGCAUCACGGACUUCGUCUACCCGGCCAUGUGGUUCUCCCAGCUGCCCUUCCUCACAGCCGUUCAGACCCAACAAGGUUGGGCCUAUGCCAACGACGUGAACCUGCUGGCCGCUGGCGCCAGCCGUCCCUCGAUUGGGAACAGUGGAUCGGGCAUUUAUCACGGACGCUCGGGAACUUUGACCAGUGUUAUGAGGCAGGAUUCGGGAGAGAGGGCUAUCUACGUGGCGCAGGUGCCCAAGUACUCGCGCGGGAGAUCCCUUCAGAAACGUGUGAGGAGGAGCAUGCCGAAGAUCAGCUCCCGGCAGGCGGCCUCGACCACGAGCUUCUACAUGAAGCGGGACUAUCUGGAGAACUACGAGUCGGAGCUGAUUCCCUUCGGCGUGGAAACUAGCGGCGCCGUCAACAGAACUAUCUGCCAGGGCAGCUUUUGCUGCAACUUCGACAUAGCCUGGAGAUCCUUGGGAACCGCAGCGGAGAGUGGCAGCUACUAUAGCUAUCGGUUGGGCACCUACGAUGGCUGGCGGAACGAGCAGCGGGUGGACGCCAAUUACAUCCGCAAUUGUGCCUUGUUCGCCUGUUCCGGGGACUCCAUCGAGGACUGUGGCAAGCUGCUGCCCACUGAGGGAGAGCUCCAGCAGUCGCGUGUGACCUUCACCCGCCUGGAGAUCGGGGUCACCUAUCCAGAGUCCCGAGAGUUCCUCCUGAUUCCCAACAGCCUGCUGGACAGUCUGCUGCCCUUGGAACCCAAUCAGUUCGAGUGGUCGCAGCACAAGCCCACUGAAGAUAGCUACGUGCACGAAGUUCGCUUUGCCCUCAAGGCAUCCCUGGAGGUGAGCAACCUGUUGACCUUCGCCAUCUAUGGCAACUACUACGACAACGAGUGCACCUUCGGAGUAGGCAGUGAGGAGGAGCAACUGGCCUGUGGAUACAAGAGCGGUUCCACUAGGCUGAGAAUCCUAGGGGGAUGGCUGACAAUGCCGCUGGUUAUCCUGGUCGCUGCCUGGACCAGGACCUAAGAAGAUCAAACUGUAUCCAAGAGUUCUGUUGGAUAUUGUACAAUUACCUUAAGACCCACAUUUUGGGUUUCUUUUUUUUAAUACACCUAUUGCUCGAUACUACCAGUAUUUAUAAAAAUAAAAUUCAAGACAAUA